This is a messenger RNA of Thlaspi arvense, 891 nucleotides long. The record is from the annotation of a GenBank genome assembly. NCBI's taxonomy places the organism in Eukaryota, Viridiplantae, Streptophyta, Magnoliopsida, Brassicales, Brassicaceae.
AUGGCUGUAUCACUUCAAAAGUACCCUCUAAGACCCAUCUCCAACAACAUCCCAAGAAGCCACCGCCCGUCUCUUCUCCAUGUUCGUGUCACGUGCUCUGCUACAACAACCACCAAGCCUCAGCCUAACCUUGAGAAGCUUGUGGUUGAGAAUCGCUUCGUGAACCCUCCUCUGCCCAACGACCCAACUCUGCAAUCGACAUGGUCCCACCGCUUAUGGGUUGCAGCAGGCUGCACCAGCUUGUUUGCUUCUUUAGCUAAAUCUAUUGUUGGAGGGUUUGGUUCUCAUCUCUGGCUCGAACCAGCUUUAGCCGGUUAUGCAGGGUAUGUCUUAGCUGAUCUCGGCUCCGGAGUGUACCACUGGGCCAUCGAUAACUACGGUGAUGAGUCAACGCCUAUUGUCGGAACCCAAAUCGAAGCGUUUCAGGGUCACCACAAGUGGCCUUGGAUCAUCACCAGAAGGCAAUUUGCCAACAAUCUACACGCUCUAGCUCGGGUCAUAACCUUGACAGUUCUCCCACUAGACCUUGCGUUUAGUGACCCUGUGGUUCAUGGCUUUGUGAGCACGUUUGCAUUUUGCAUAAUGUUUAGCCAGCAGUUCCAUGCUUGGGCUCAUGGGACCAAGAGCAAGCUUCCACCUCUCGUGGUGGCGUUGCAGGACAUCGGGCUGCUUGUUUCACGGAGACAGCACGCGGAACAUCACCGAGCACCGUAUAACAACAAUUACUGCAUAGUGAGUGGUGCGUGGAACAAGGUGUUGGAUGAAACUAAGGUCUUUGAGGCAAUGGAAAUGGUGUUGUAUUUGCAGCUCGGGGUGAGACCGAGAUCAUGGAGCGACCCAAACUCAGACUGGACGGAAGAAACCGAGAUCAUCUCCAACAACCAAGCAUAA